Cheilinus undulatus (humphead wrasse) is the source of this 3141-nucleotide messenger RNA. Its product is annotated as ral guanine nucleotide dissociation stimulator-like 1. Gene Ontology annotation, cellular component: plasma membrane. NCBI's taxonomy places the organism in Eukaryota, Metazoa, Chordata, Actinopteri, Labriformes, Labridae. Bases 179 to 2608 code for a protein of 809 amino acids. The record is from RefSeq and is a predicted model, not a curated record. Gene Ontology annotation, molecular function: guanyl-nucleotide exchange factor activity. The transcript has 19 exons. Gene Ontology annotation, biological process: positive regulation of GTPase activity; Ras protein signal transduction.
UUCACAUCUCUUACCACCUGUCUUCCCACACAACAUGAUAGCAGUCUGUCUCUCACCAUGGACUUCAUCAGGAUACAGGAGACGGAGAUUCAACAGAAGUAAGGUUACAAUGAGGCAGCCGGUGUGGGGGAGAUCUGAUGAGGUGUGUGUGGGCCUGUAGCGUGACACAGAGUGGGUGAUGAGGACCGUUCUUUCUGUGUGUGGAGGUGGAGAUGGAGGGGAGUCCCGCAGCCUCCGCAGCAGGGUGGGCAGGAUGAAGAAGCUGCUCUGGCUCAGGCCGAGUCAUUGCGUGGAUGUCCAAACAGACACGGAACCUGGCGUAUGGCUGACAAGCUUCCAGCUGUUGGACACUGAUAGGCAGUGUGAGGACCCUGUGCAGGAGUGGGGGGAAGAGGAAGACAACGGGGCUGUGUUUGGCAUCACGCUGCGCAGGGAGCCGGUUAUGCCGAGCUCAGACACAGUAGAUCUUCCAACAGCCCCCAGCUUCAUCCAAUACCACACAGUAAAGGUGCGCAGGUUGAAGGCUGGCACCCUGGAGCAUCUGGUCAACCACCUGCUGACCCCAGAACCUGAGGAGCCUGACUUCGUUCAUAUCUUCCUCUCCACCUACAGGGCCUUUACAUCCACUAGUACUCUCAUUGAGCUGAUGUUUCAAAGAGAUGACUCAACAGCCAACCUGGAUAACACUGUCUGCCCACGCAGUACCUUACCUCCAGUGAUUCGGCUGUGGCUGGAGGAGUACAGUGAAGACUUUCAUGAGCCCCCUCAGUACCAGGCUCUCAGGCUUUUGUAUGCCCACUUGCGACGACGCCUCUGUUUCAGGCGAUUGGCAAACACUGCCGAGACUCUCCUCAAGAGACUCCAGGAACAAGAUUGCAGUCAGUCUGUGUCAGUCCAGCACAAUGAGCCAGUGAAACAGCAGCACAGUACCCUGGGAGAUGGAGUUGAGAUGUCAGUGAAGGAAGAAGACAAAAACAACUUUAUGUUUUUCCCUGUGAGAGAAGUGGCAGAGCAGCUGACCAGAUUGGAUGCUGAACUGUUCAUCAGAGUGGUUCCUUUCCACUGCGUUGGCUGUGUCUGGUCCCAGCGUGACAAGAAAGAAAACCGACACGUUGCUCCCACCGUCCGUGCCACUAUAUCUCAGUUCAACGCUGUCACUAACCGUGUCAUCACCUCACUCUUAUGCCUGUCCUCACCAAGCCCCUCUACUUCCUCACCCAUCUCAUCACAUGGCUCCUUCUCUACCUUCCUGUAUCCCUCCACUACCCCUAGCUCACCUCACCAUGCACACACCAGCCCAGCCCACAGAGCACGCAUUAUUGAGAGGUGGAUUGCCAUUGCUCAGGAGUGUAGACAGCUGAAGAAUUUCUCCUCCCUGAGGGCCAUUCUUUCAGCCCUGCAGUCCAAUGCUGUGUAUCGCCUGAAGAGGACGUGGGCAGCUGUUAGCAGGGAGAGCAUGGCCACCUUUGAGCACUUGUGUGAGAGAUUCCUCGAUGAAAACUGUGUUCUAAGCAGCAAAGAGAUCCUGGUGGUGGAUGGGAGUCAUCCAGACUGCAGUAGCACCCCAGGCUCAAAAUCAUCUCGGCUCUGUCCAGUGUCCAGACAGAUGGACAUCAGUAGUGGAGUUGUGCCUUACCUUGGCACUUAUCUGACUGCCCUCACCAUGCUGGAUACAGCUCUGUCUGACACUGUGGAGGGUGGCCUCAUCAACUUUGAGAAGCGCAGACGGGAGUCUGAGAUUCUUUUUCAAAUUCGGCAGUUUCAGGCUUCCUGUUCCCACUCCAGGCUCCCAUUCAACUCUUGUAUCACCCACUGGCUGCAGGCACAUACACUUCUCACAGAUCAAGAGAGCUAUGAGCUUUCGCGGGACCUGGAGCCACCAGUCGACCCCUGUCCCAGCUCUCCCAACUCCUGGAGCAGCCGACUGCUCACCAAGAAACUCACCUCAUUGCGAACAUCCAGUGACGGCAUGCCUAGGAAAACCCACGCUGACCAGAUCAGUGUAACAUCUUCUGGCUCCAGCAGUUCAGACAUGGAGGAUCUCUCCAUCCCACAGCCCUCCCCUCUCAGACUCAAACUGAAGUCUUUCUCAGGCUCUCUUCACAAUGUUGCAGAGGAUUUCUACAGCUCCAUGUCCUCGUCUCCAAGUCUGUCCAGCUCCUCAUGCAGCUCAUCACACCCAGACCUCUGCUCUCCUUCUCUGGUUCUGAACGAUUCACCAGCAUCAAGCUGUUGUCCAACCGCCCUUCCUGUCUACAACAAGCAAGUUGCAGACUCAUGCAUCAUCAGAGUCAGUGUGGAGCGUGUCAUCAAUGGAAACGUCUACAAGAGCAUACUGCUCACCAGUCAGGACCACACACCCCAAGUGAUUCAGAGGGCUCUAGAAAAACACAAUAUGGAGGACGUCAGCUGCCAUGAUUUCAGCCUCUGCCAGAUGCUCAAGAAUGGGAAAGAGCUCCAGAUCCCCAACAAUGCCAAUGUUUAUUAUGCAAUGAGCACCUCGGCAAACUAUGACUUUGUGAUACGCCCCCGUUGGAGGAGUCACAGGAAACACUAUGGCUUCUCCUCAAGUCCUGGAUUUCAGAACAGGAGUCACCACACCAAGUGAAAAGCAUCUCUCCUAGCAUACUGUUAAGUUUUAUAUCAAGAAGAUACAAGAGCUGCUUACCUACAACAGCAGCCAAACAACUCAUUUGUGGCCAAAUGUAUCUACUUCUGAAGAAUUUCAACGCUGAAAAUAUGAGAUGGAUGCUACAGAACUUUGUCUGAAAAUUGAAAUUGGGGAACUUUCUGUAAAAGAAGUCUGACUUACGGACUACACUGAAAUGUUUCAGACCAGGAAUUAUUCUGGCAUAAUUAAGGAGUGGUGCAAAAAGAGAGAAGCUGCAAAGUAUGCUCAAAAAAGGCAUCAAGGAGUGAGAAACAAAAGAAACUCUUUGCCUCUUUUGGAUAAAUGAAAUAAAAUUCAAUUGAAACUUGGUUCCUGACAUACAUUCAUGGAUUUGGACAAUUUAAAUCACAGUUUGGAUUAUAACUCAUCAUAAAGUGAAGGGCACUUCAUUUUUUAUUUGCUGCUACAUGAUGAACAUGAGGAGUAGUUUGUCUGGGAGAACAAAUAUGUCAUGUUCCUUCCGCAACAAA